Molecule: messenger RNA, 1297 nt
Organism: Amyelois transitella
Lineage: Eukaryota; Metazoa; Arthropoda; Insecta; Lepidoptera; Pyralidae
Gene: Tango11
Product: transport and Golgi organization protein 11
Exons: 5
Coding region: 267-947 (226 amino acids)
Source: RefSeq, a predicted model, not a curated record
UUCUAAUUCAAUCAAUUCAAUUUGUCAAGUACAUACAGCACUACGAUACUAAUUUAUCAAUUUAUUUUAUCGUUUACCUACUACUACCUUACAAAUGGAAUAAUAGAAUUUGGACUUAAACUAUCUUAUUGGAAUAAAUAAUCAUAUAAAUUAUAGUCUUAAAGUACAAUGAAAUGACACGAAUUAUGUUGGUUAGUUGGAUAUCCCAGUGACCCAACUAAAGGUUGAUAAGUGCAUCUUUCCUGUAUAGGUCUGUUCUAGUAAUAAUGCAGUACUCUUCAGACGAAGCCUAUGCCCGGCUCAUCAGCCACAAUAUGACUGUGCCACAAAGAAUUAAGGCUACAGGUGACAUUGUUGACGAAGACAGUGCGCCAAAUGGACUUGUGACAGGAUGGGACUAUUCAAAAGAAAAAUUUGAUAUGAAAGUGCCAGAAAGGAUACUUGUUGUUGGACAAGACCAGCAUGUUGGCACAAAAGCUCCACCACGAGAAAUUCAACUUGACAAUGCUGUUCUGCCAACUGACCCUGGAAUGAUUCGAGUGAGCACACCACCUCGUGUUAUAACUCUGGACCAGCAUUAUUUCCCAUCUGCUGAUGAUUUUCCAAAUCAAAUUCCAAAUUCCCCACCAAGGAGUUCCACAAGGACAUUUAGGUCACAAGGUGACGGAGCUCGCUCAACUACACCAAGACCUGACAAUUUUAAUGAGUCCACCAUGACAGAGUCGCAACUUGUGCUGAGAGAUCCAACACCACCCAUGGGUAAUGGGGAAGGAUUAUCCACAGCAGAGGAAAUGAUGCAUCUCCGACGACAAAUUGUGAAACUAAACAGACGUGUGAUGUCGAUAGAAGCUGAGCAGCUGCAGCGCCAGCAGAAAGAGAAGAUUGCUUAUGCUAUUGGUAUAGCAUAUUUGUUAUUCAAAGUCAUGGCCUGGCUUAAUAGAUCCUAAUCCUCAUAAGCGACAAUGUCAUUAAAUGUAAGAUGAAGUCCUUAAUGUAUUGUUGACUGCAUGAAGUUAUGUAGAAAUGUUUUGUCCUGCAGGUUGAAGUAUAAUAACAACUGAAAGGUUGAAGUAUAAUGAGUUAAAAUUUCUUAGCUUAAUUUAGGUAACUUUUUUUACACACUGUACAUUUCUGUAAUUUCUUGUACAAACAAUUACCUACCUAUUUGCAUACAAGUUAUCAGUGUAACACUUUGUGUAUCAUCUACUUUUAAUGAAUUGUUGAAGUAACAAGUGUCUACCUUUAGCAUAGAAGUAAAGAAAUGGGUAAUUUUAUUGAAAUAAACGAAUUAACUACA